Messenger RNA from Notechis scutatus (mainland tiger snake), 12423 nucleotides. NCBI's taxonomy places the organism in Eukaryota, Metazoa, Chordata, Lepidosauria, Squamata, Elapidae. The record is from RefSeq and is a predicted model, not a curated record.
UUCACAUUUGGGAUAUGGCAAGGCAAUAUCAGAGAGCUGAAUGACAUGGCUUCUCACCCAAAGGAGGAACACUGCUACUUGCUCCACAGUUUUGCAGAGUUUGAAGCUUUAGCGCGCAGAGCUCUCCAUGAAGAUUUGCCUUCUGGAAGUUACAUUCAGGAAGAUAUAGCAUAUUGCUCCUAUCUUUGUGAGGGGACUGAAAAUUGUUGUGAUACCAUGGCAAGCUGCAAGUGUGGUACUCACACAGGACACUUUGAGUGUAUCUGUGAAAAGGGAUACUAUGGCAAAGGACUACAGCAUGAAUGUACAGUCUGCCCAUCUGGAACUUACAAGCCUGAAGGAUCACCAGGUGGAAUAAGCACCUGCACCUCAUGUCCUGAUGAGAAUCACACUUCUCCACCAGGAAGUACUUCUAUUGAGGACUGUAUAUGCAAGGAAGGGUAUCGUCCUAGAGGUAAAGCGUGUGAAGUGGUCCACUGCCCUGAGCUGCAGCCUCCAGAAAAUGGUUAUUUUAUCCAGAAUGUCUGCAACAAUUACUUCAAUGCCGCUUGUGGAAUCCGAUGUAAAACAGGAUUUGAUCUAGUUGGAAGUAGCAUACGACUUUGCCAGCCAAAUGGUGCCUGGUCUGGUUCAGAGACAACUUGCAGAGUUCGCACAUGCCUCAAACUCUCAACCCCUCAAAACGGCCAUAUUAAUUGCUCAUUAAGUGAGAUCUCUUAUAAGACGGUGUGCUUAUUCACUUGCAACGAAGGCUACGAAUUGGAAGGCCACACCAAACUUACCUGUCAAGGCAACUCUCAGUGGGAUGGGAAGGAACCAAAAUGUGUUGAGUUACAUUGUCCGGCCUUCCUAAAACCAAAAGGUGUUAUUGUUCACCCUUAUAUUUGUGGGCUUGAACAAUCAAAAUAUGGAACUGUGUGCAGUCUCAGUUGUCCAAAUGGAUUCCUUUUGUCUGGUGUAACAGAAGAACUGAGGUGUUUACACACUGGAAAAUGGAGUGAAAAUCUGCAGAUAGCUUUUUGUAAAGACAUUGAACCUCCACAAAUUAGCUGUCCAAAUGAUAUUGAAGCAUCAACUCUGGAAAACCAGAAUUCAGCAAAUAUUAGCUGGCAGAUUCCAGAUGCAGCCGAUAAUUCUAGAGAUGAGGUGUUAGUUCAUGUUACUCCAGCCUUUAUACCACCCCAUCUUUUCCCAAUUGGAGAAGUUGACAUUACAUAUACAGCAACUGACAGAGCUGGCAAUGAGGCAAGCUGCUCUUUCAAGAUCAAAGUGAUUGACAUUGAACCCCCAGUAAUUGAUGAAUGCAGAUCUCCACUACCAAUUCAAAUCACUGAGAAGGAGCACAGAGUAACGUGGGAUGAGCCACAGUUUUCAGACAAUUCAGGAUCUGCCUUAAUAAUAACUAAAACUCAUUCACCUGGAGAUCUCUUUCCCAAAGGAGAAACACUGGUUCGGUAUACAGCCACUGACUUGGCUGGAAAUAACAGGACCUGUGAGAUUAACAUUGUCAUAAGAGGUUCUCCUUGUGAAAUCCCCUUUACUCCUCUGAAUGGUGACUUUAAAUGCACUGAAAAUGAGUCAGGAGUUAAUUGCACAUUAUUUUGCAUGGAGGGAUAUGAUUUCACAACAAGCUCCAAUGAAAAUUACUACUGUGCCUAUGCAGAUGGUAUCUGGAAUCCUCCUUAUUCUAAUCAAUGGCCUGACUGUUCAUUGAAUCGUUUGGCAAAUCAUGGUUUUAAAUCCUUUGAAAUGUUGUAUAAAGCAACACGAUGUGAUGACAAUAAUCUGCUUAAAAAUUUUGUGGAAGUUUUUCAAAGUGCACUUGGUAAAAUGGUUCCCUCGUUUUGCAAUGACGUUGAUGACAUUGACUGCAGGUUUGAAGAUCUGCCACAGAAACACUGCUUAGAAUAUAACUACGACUAUGAAAAUGGCUUUGCAAUUGGUCCCGGUGGCUGGGGUGCCAUAAAUCGGCUGGAUUACUCUUACGAUGAUUUUGUUGAAGUAGAUUCCGAAGAGCAGCAACCUAAAUUACCAUCCGAUUCUAUGGAUGUGGCAAACUCCCGGGUCAAAAGGCACAAAAAAAUGAACAUGCCUAUGUCGGAUCACAAAAUAAAGUUAAUUUUUAAUAUCACUGCUACUAUACCACUGCCUGACAAACGCAAUGAUUCUCUGGAAGCAGAAAACCAGCAGCGCCUUCUAAAAGCACUAGAGAGGAUCACAAACAGAUUGAAAAGAACCCUCAACAAGCAUCCCAUGUAUUCUUUUCAGUUGUCUUCCGAGUUGCUUAUAGCUGACAUCAAUUCUCUAGAAGCUGAGAAGGCUUUUCUCUUCUGCAAACCAGGCUCUGUUCUUCGGGGGCGAAUGUGUGUUAACUGUCCUUUGGGUACGUACUAUUCUCUGGAACAUCAUGCAUGUGAAAGUUGCUGGAUUGGAUCAUAUCAAGAUGAGGAAGGGCAGCUAGAAUGUAAAAAUUGUCCAUCUAACACCUACACUGAAUAUCUCCAUUCCAGAAGUGUGUCAGAAUGCAAAGCUCAGUGCAAGCCAGGAACCUCUUCUCCAAACGGCCUUGAGAUCUGUGAAUCAUGUCUCCUUGGCAAAUAUCAGCCUAACACUGGAUCUAAGCAUUGCAUUUCUUGUCCAGAAAAUAUGUCAACAGUCAAAAGAGGAGCUGUGGAUAUAUCAGCAUGUGGAGUUCCUUGCCCAGCUGGAGAAUUCUCACGUUCUGGUUUAAUGCCAUGCCAUCCUUGUCCCAGGGACUAUUACCAACCUGAUCCAGGAAAGUCCUAUUGCUUAUCUUGUCCAUUUUAUGGAACAACAACGAUCAUUGGAGCCAGAUCUAUAGCAGACUGCUCAAGUUUUGGCUCUACUUUUUCUGCAGCGGAGGAGAGUGUGGUGCUUCCAGUUGUCCCAGAAAAUAUCAGCAAGGACCCCAAAGUCAGCAGCCAGACAUUCCACGAAUGUUUCCUGCAACCAUGCCAUAACAGUGGAACCUGUAAACAGGUUGGAAGUGGUUACAUUUGCAUAUGCCCACCAGGAUAUGCAGGAUUAAAAUGUGAAAAAGAGAUUGAUGAAUGCAAGUCAUCUCCCUGUCUCAACAAAGGGAUUUGCAAGGAUGGCGCUGCAGCAUUCAUUUGCCAGUGUCAGCCAGGCUACUCAGGCUUACUAUGUGAAGAAGAUGUAAAUGAAUGCAAUUCAAAUCCUUGUCUGAAUAAAGCAGUCUGUGUUGAUGAUAUUAACUCUUUCCACUGCUUGUGUCCAGAAGGCUUCACAGGUACUCACUGUGAAACAGAGGUAAAUGAAUGUCUUUCAAAUCCCUGCUUCAACAAAGCUACCUGUGAAGAUCGGGUUGCAGGUUUCCAUUGCAAAUGCUUGCCUGGAUUUACUGGUACUCUAUGCGAAAAAAACAUUAAUGAAUGUCUCAGUAGACCUUGUAAAAAUGGAGCCGCUUGCAAAGACGGAAUAAAUGGUUAUAGGUGUCACUGUGUUACAGGAUAUACAGGGCCCCAAUGUGAAGUGAACAUCAAUGAAUGUGAAUCCAAUCCCUGUGAAAAUCAAGGAACCUGUAUGGAUGCCUUGAACUCAUACGUUUGUAAAUGUCCUCCUGGCUUUACAGGCAGCAGGUGUGAAACAGAGCAGUCUUCUGGAUUUAACCUGGAUUUCGAGGUUUCUGGAAUCUAUGGCUAUGUUUUGCUUGAUGGUAUCCUCCCCUCACUCAGUGAGAUCACAUGUGCAUUUUGGAUGAAAUCCUCCGAUACUACAAAUUAUGGGACUCCAAUUUCUUAUGCAGUGGAAAAUGGAAGUGACAAUGCAUUCUUGAUUACAGAUUACAAUGGAUGGGUUCUGUAUGUUAAUGGAAAGGAAAGCAUUACAGAUUGCCCUUCUGUGAACGAUGGCAAUUGGCAUCAUAUCACUGUGACUUGGGCAAGUGGAGAUGGAGCCUGGGGAGUGUACAUCGAUGGAAAAUUGUCUGAUGGAGGCAAUGGCUUAUCUGUGGGAACAGAAAUCCCUGGUGGAGGUGCAUUAGUACUCGGACAGGAGCAAGAUCAAAGAGGAGAAGGCUUUAAUCCAGCUGAGUCUUUUGUUGGCUCAAUUAGCCAGCUAAACAUUUGGGGUUACGCUCUGCCUCCUGAACGGGUGAAGUCCUUGGCUACAUCUUGUCCAGAGGAUCUCCAGAAAGGCAACGUAUUAGCUUGGCCAGAUUUUCUUCCUGGGGUUGUUGGAAGAGUGAAGAUAGAUCCCAGGAGCAUAUUCUGUGCUGAUUGCCAACCUUUAGAAGGAUCCAUUCCCCACCUGAAAACUUCAUCAGCUACUUUAAAGCCAGGAUCAAAAAUAUCUCUCUACUGUGACCCAGGUUUCCACAUAGUGGGAAAUUCUGUCUUACAUUGUCUAAAUUUAGGACAGUGGGCACAACCUCUUCCACAUUGUGAAAGAAUUAGUUGUGGAGAACCUCCACCUUUAGAACAUGGAUUUUACUCAGCUGAGGAUUUCUUUGCUGGAAGCUCUGUAACCUACCAGUGCAACAGUGGUUACUACUUGUUGGGAGACUCAAGGAUGCUGUGUACAGACAAUGGAAGCUGGAAUAUUAUUUCACCAUCUUGCCUUGACGUUGAUGAAUGUGCUGUUGGUUCAGACUGUGACUCCCAUGCUUCUUGCCUUAACACAAAUGGAUCCUACAUAUGUACCUGCAUUCACCCAUAUACAGGAGACGGCAAGAAAUGUGCAGAACCCGUUAAAUGCAAACACCCAGGAGAUCCUGAACAUGGUCGCUCGCAUGGGGUCAGCUACACUGUUGGUAGCGAAAUCAGGUUUUCAUGUGAAAAGGGCUACCAGCUAAAAGGAGUGAGUCAAGUUACAUGUUUGGAAUCUGGGGAAUGGAGCCACCCGAUACCAUUCUGUGAAGCUAUUUCCUGUGGUAUUCCACCCCACCCUAAAAACGGUGCAAUUGAUGGCUCCAGAUUUACAUUUGGUAGUAAAGUAAUGUUCAGAUGUGAAGAAGGAUACGUUUUAAUGGGUGAAGCAGAAGCAACAUGUCUAGCAAAUGGCAGAUGGAACCAUUCUUCCCCGUUUUGUGAAUUAGUACAAUGUCCCCUCCCAAAAGAAAUAAAGAAUGGAAAAUAUAUCAUGAACGGUGUGAUGUACCUUUCUAAUGUAUCUUACACAUGUGACGUGGGGUACAGUCUACAAGGACCAUCUGUACUUGUAUGUGAAGCUUUAGGUAACUGGAACAGCUCGCCUCCAGAUUGUGAAAUCAUUUCUUGUGGCCUUCCUCCAGUAAUUAAAGAUGCUAUUGUUACUGGAAACAACUUUACCUUUGGAAAUACCGUCACUUAUACGUGUAAGGAAGGCUACACCUUACUUGGCCCUGACACUGUGUCAUGUUUGUCCAAUGGCAAGUGGAACCUCAGUCAACAACAGUGUGUGGCAGUAUCCUGUGAUGAGCCGCCUCCCGUGGAACAUGCUUCUCCAGAGAGUGGGCAUCGAUUAUUUGGCGAUAUAGCGAUCUACUAUUGCUCUGAUGGGUACAGUCUAGCUGGCAAUUCCCAAUUACUUUGUAAUGCCCAGGGCAAAUGGAUACCCCCUUCAGACCAAGAUGUUCCUGAAUGCAUAGCUGACUUCUGCGAGAGACCAGAGUCUGUAUCAUACAGCAUCUUGGAAUCCUCAAACAAGGCCAGAUUUUCAGCUGGGUCGGUUGUGAGCUUCAAGUGUAUGGAAGGUUUCGUUUUAAACACUUCUGCUAAAAUAGAAUGUGUACGAGGGGGUCAGUGGAACCCAUCUCCCUUGGCGAUCCAGUGCAUCCCCGUUCGUUGUGGAGAACCAGCAAGCAUUGCAAAUGGGUAUUCAAUUGGCACCAAUUACAGUUUUGGGGCCAUUGUGGCUUAUAGCUGUAUUAAAGGCUACUAUAUUAAAGGAGAAAAGAAGAGAACGUGUGAAGCAACAGGAACUUGGAGUGGUACUAUGCCCACCUGUCAUCCAGUGUCCUGUGGUGAGCCACUAAAACUUGCAAAUGGAAUGAUUAAGAAUAUGACAGGACGUUCCUUUGGAAGUGAAGUGACAUACCAAUGUAAUGAAGGUUACCAGUUGAUCGGAAGUUCAAGGUUAUUUUGCCAGUCAAAUCGUCAGUGGUACAGUGAAGCACAACCUUCUUGUGUGAUCCUCAAUUGUGGAGAACCACCUACCUUCCAGCACGGAUUCAGCAAGGGGAAAAAAUUUGAAGUGGGAGCCAAAGUCAGUUUUUUCUGUGUUGAAGGCUAUGAAUUGAUUGGAGAUGUUUCUUGGACCUGUCAGAAAUCAGGAAGGUGGAACAAAAAGCAGAGCCCUCAAUGCAUCCCAACUAAGUGUCCAGAGCCACCUUUAACAGAGAAUCAACUUGUCUUGAAGGAGAUGGCUGAUCAAGUAGGGAUAGUGCAGUUGUCGUGCAGAGAAGGUCUUAUUUUGUAUGGUGCUUCCAUCCUGAGAUGUUUGUCAUCCCAACAGUGGAAUGACUCUUUUCCUGUCUGCAAAAUGGUACUCUGUCGUAGACCUCCUUAUAUUCCUUUUGGGGACCCUGUGGUGUCUUCUCUGCAUUUUGGUAGCACAGUGAGCUACACAUGUAUGGAUGGAUUUUUGCUCAAGGGAACAUCUACCAUUAUUUGCCAAGCAGAUGGUACAUGGAGUUCUCCACUUCCAGAAUGCAUUCCUGUGGAAUGCCCACAGCCAGAGGAAAUUCAAAAUGGUAUUGUAGAUGUGCAAGGCCUCACCUAUCUCAGCACGGCACUGUAUAGUUGUAAACCAGGUUUUGAAUUAAUGGGAAACACCACAAUUCUUUGUGGAGAAGACGGAGGUUGGCUUGGAGGAGAGCCUUCUUGCAAACCCAUUGAGUGCUCCAAACCCAGGGAGAUUAAGAAUGGCCGGUAUUCAUACGUUGAUCUACACUACACACACACAGUUACCUAUUCGUGUGACAGAGGAUUCCGGCUUGAGGGACAGAGAGUCCUAACCUGCCUGGAAACAAGGGAGUGGGAUACAAAGGCUCCAUCUUGUAGAGCAAUUAAUUGCGAUCCUCCUCAGCCUAUUGAGAAUGGGUUUGUAGAAGGUGCAGAUUACAGUUAUGGUGCCAUGGUUAUAUACAGCUGUAUUCCAGGAUUCCAGCUUUCUGGUCUUGCUAUGCAGAUCUGUGAGGAAACAGGAUGGUCCAGUGUUAGUCCAGCUUGUCUACCAACAGACUGUGGCCUUCCUCCCCAUAUAGACUUUGGGGGAUAUGUAACCAUCAGCAGUGAAGAAAAACAUUUUGGCCAAGAAGAUGUAUUUGACGGGAGCUUCCUUAAGGAAAGCCAAUCUCAUUUAUCUCGAAAAGAGACACAACAUUCCUCAAAAGCCAUUAAUAGUUUACCACUCUCCGGCUAUUUAUAUGGGACUACAGUGUUGUAUAGUUGCUAUUCGGGCUAUGAACUCUUAGGAAAUUCUGUGCUAGCUUGCCAAGAAGAUGGAAUGUGGAAUGGUAGUGCUCCUGCCUGUAUUUCCAUUCAAUGUGAAUUACCACUGUUCCCAGAAAAUGGCUUCGUACAUUUUACGGAGAACACUGUUGGUAGUACAGUGAAAUAUACUUGUAACCCAGGGUACAAGCUGAUUGGAUCAGAUACAAGACACUGUACGUCUGGAAGGCAGUGGAGUGAUUCAGCACCAACCUGCGAGAUAAUAUCAUGCGCAAUGCCCAGCAGACCCACGAAUGGCAUAGUAAAAGGACAAUCUUACACAUAUGGUAGUGUGGUCCAAUAUGAUUGUGAUCAUGGGUUUCAGCUAAAUGGUUUAGCUAGGAGAACCUGCCAGUCUGAUCAAACAUGGGAUGGGAAUGAGCCACUCUGCGUUCCCAUUUCCUGUGGACAAGUUCCCUAUUUAGAGAACGGUGAAGUGAGUGGAGAAGAAUACACUUUCCAAAACUAUAUUGAAUACAGCUGCAAAGAAGGUUUCCUGUUGAAAGGGGAUCGGAAGAGAGUUUGUCUUGCAGAUGGAUACUGGAGCGGGAGCACUCCAGUGUGUAGGCCAGUCCGGUGUUCUGAACCAGUGAAACUUGUUCACGGCCAGAUAAUUGGAUCAGAAUUCGGCGUUGGAAAGACCAUUACGGUUUUCUGUGAUGAAGGGUAUAUAUUGCGCGGCGCACUCUCUCGUACCUGCCAGGCUAAUGGAACAUGGGAUAAAGAACCUCCAUUCUGUGAACCUGUCAACUGUGGGCCUCCUGAGGACAUCUCUCAUGGGUUCCUAAAUGGUUCUGUCUUUAGUUUUGGGGAAUACAUAGAGUAUGUUUGCUUCCCUGGUUAUGAGUUGCAAGGUAACCCAGUGAGGCAAUGCCAGUCAAAUGGUUUAUGGAGUGGAAGACCCUCUUCUUGCCUGCUUUGUGAGUGCCCUAUACCCACCAUUCAGAAUGGGAUAGUUAUAGGUAAUCAUUUUAGCUGCGGCAAGAAGAUAGAACUUCAAUGUCUAGAAGGUUUCAAACUGCUAGGACCUUCAGAAAUCACAUGUGAAGCUCUUGGCAGAUGGAGUUCUGGCUUUCCACAUUGUAGGCUGAUUUCCUGUGGUCCUCCCCCUGUGAUUCCCUAUGCGUUUAUCAACGGAGGCAGUUUAGUGGAUCAAAAUACCAUAAUUUAUCAUUGUGAGAUGGGCUAUGUGAUGCAAGGAAGCUCGGAAUUGACCUGUACAGAAAAAGGAGUCUGGAGUAGGCCAUACCCAAAUUGCACAUUACUGACCUGUGGACCACCACCUACUGUGCCUCAUGCGAUUGCUUUUGGAGAAUCUCAAGACUAUGGAAGUAAAGUUCAAUACAGAUGUCUGGAGGGUUAUAUGAUAGAGACAGAAGUGGAUAUAUGCACCUGUCAGGAAGAUGGGCAUUGGUUCCCUAACACUAUUUCCUGUUGCCCCAGAAAAUGUCCCAUGCCACCAAAUAUAACCAAUGUUAUUAUUUCUGGUACUGAAUUUUCUGUGAAUAAAAGCAUUACCUUAUCAUGUCCAGAAGGCUAUCUUUUGAUGGGUACCAGCACCUCCACUUGCCAGCAUAAUGGGACCUGGGCACCAUUAUUUUCAAAUGAGACCUGCGCUCCAGUCUCCUGUGGAAAACCUGAAGCUCCGGAAUAUGGGGUUGUGAUUGGCAACCAAUACAAUUACAAAGAUAUUGUCCUUUAUAAAUGUGACUUGGGUUUUGAAUUAGAGGGUAAUGCAGAACGCAUCUGUCAUGGAGAUAAAUUAUGGAGUGGAGUAACACCAGUAUGUAAAAAAACCAGAUGUGAAGAUCCAGAAUUGAUUGAGAAUGGAAACGUCGUCUCUGAAAACAAUAUAGUUGGCAGCAGAACUGCAUAUUACUGCAAUAGGGGUUACAGUUUGGAAGGCGAACCGAUUGCAGAAUGCACAGAAACCGGAGUAUGGAGCCACCCAACACCUUCGUGCAAACCAAAUCCGUGCCCUGUUCCUAUUAUAAUCCCAGAAAAUGCCAUCCUCUCAGAAACAACUUUUUAUGUUGGGCAAGAGGUAUUUAUCAAAUGCAGAGAAGGCUAUCAACUUCAGGGGCAAUCUGUGAUUAGCUGUAACCCUGAUGAGGUCUGGACUCCAACCAGAGCUAAAUGCGAGAGAAUCUCUUGUGGGCCACCUGCUCAUGUUGAACAUGCUUUGGUACGUGGAACAUUUUAUCAAUAUGGAGAUAUGGUGACCUACUCAUGCUACAGUGGAUACAUGCUAGAGGGCUCCCUUCGAAGUGUCUGCUUAGGGAAUGGAACGUGGGCAGGAACACCAUCUUGCAAAGCUGUUUGCCGGUUCCCAUGUCAAAAUGGUGGCGUUUGUGAGAGGCCAAAUGUUUGUUCCUGUCUUGAGGGUUGGAUGGGGCGCCUCUGUGAAGAGCCCAUCUGCAUCUUGCAUUGUCUGAAUGGAGGUCGAUGCGUGGCCCCUUACCAAUGUGAUUGCCCAACUGGAUGGACUGGCUCACGCUGCCAUCAGGCUGUUUGUCACUCUCCAUGCUUAAAUGGUGGGAAAUGUAUACGACCAAACCGAUGCCAUUGUACUUCACCAUGGACUGGACAUGACUGCUCUAGGAAACGGAAAUCUGGAUUCCACCACUUUUAAUUUAAGAGCAAAAAUUAUGAAGACUCUAAUUCCAAUCCAAUGGACUUUGGUACUACAGUCAAAUCAAAUAUAGUGGAUUUUUUUAAAAGCUGUUUUGAAUUUAUUAUUAUUAUAUUUUUCUUAAACAUUUAAUUUUGAAUGGAAACAUCUGUAUGGGUUUUUUUUUCUCUUGCAGAAAGAUACAUGCUAAAAAUGUUGCUGCUGUCAAACACACAAAUGUACAAAUUUUGUUCACUGAAAGAGAAAAACUUACAGUCUUUCAUAUUAUGGGUGCAAAACUCUUGCGUCUAAGUUGUAUUCGAUGACUAAAAAAAGAUGCUUGCGCUGGGCAUGAAACUUAAUUAAAGUCAUAUUUCCUUUCUCCCUCCCACCUCAUGUAAGUGAUGUAACGUAAGUGAAAAUGCAAGUGAAUGCAUUAAUCCAAGAACUAUGAUAUCUCGAGUCUUAAAUCAAACCUUCUUACACUUGUCUCUUCUCUGUUAUUGGACCCACUAUUGAAAGCACUUCAGAAAUAGAGAGAGGAAAAAUAAGACAUAGAAAAGGGGGAAUUCAGUCUCUCCAUCGUGAUCUUUUUAUAUCCAACAUACCUGAUAACCUUUAUAAGUAAAUGAGAUAAAUAAUAAACGAUUGCCCUGUUCGAUCUGGUUUUGGUCUAAGAUACCUCCUGCAAUCCACUUGUCUAUUUCAUUAUAGUAGUUGCAAGAUGGACAAUAUUUAGUUACUGUUGUUUGAUGGAACAAAUUUGAAUCUGGAGCUUCAAGCAUUCCAAAUGGUUUGAAGUUGGUAAAUAAAAAUAUUCUUUUUUCAAAAUAAAUGUGAAUAUAUGAAGGCCACCAACUCCACCAUUCAUGCUAAGAAAAUACUUGGGUAUUUUUCCAUGGCAUGGAAGACUGUUGCUUAACGAGGAGCUCCCAAUAUGGAAUGCUUUCAGAUUUGAUAAGAAUACUAAUAAAUCAGAGACCCAGUCCAUGUUUUCUUCUGUAUAGGCCAGUGAGUGCGUCUCUGUGAAGGAGAAAGAAUGGGCAGAGGAGGAGAUACGUCAGUAGAGACUCAACCGCCUACAAAAAUAUGUUGCUGGCUGCUAAAAUCAAGCCUGUUUACUGGGAAAGUACUUGUUAUUUUAUCAUGGAUAAAUAUUUAAAAUAUACGUGGAUUUGGUGAAUGAUUAGCACUUAGCUCAAAAUAAGUAAAAGUGUAGUUGUCUUUCCCAUGAAAAAAAGUGAAAAUUGGAUUUCAUGUUUUUGAUAUUAUUUGCCAAAUUUCCAUUAAAAUUAAGAAGUAGUUGUUCCUUAUCCUGGAUUUAAAAUAUAAGAUGUUUUUAAAAUAACAUUCCUCAACGUAUUUCUUUAUCAGGAAAAGAAUUGCUGAGUCCCAAUUGAAAAGGCAGCAUGGUAUCUAGAGUAAUAAAAAAGGCUGUGGUUAAAUACUGUAAUAAUUUAUAUCCAGAGACAUCCACCAGAAUAAUUUAGUUGCUGCUAAGGUGAAAAGUAGGAAGGAGAACUAAUGUGUUUGUUCCUUACUGCAUUACUUUACAUAUAUACAUACAUAUAUUACAAUAGAUGCAUCUAUAUUAGUCCUUUUUUUCACAAAUGGAAUCUUAUAUUUUCAAAGCAAUUCUCUUUAAUCUUUCAAUUAUAAUAAUUUUAUUUUGGGCUUCAGAUCAGGUUGAAAGUUACUCUUUCCGUAAGCGAAAACUGAAGGGUGGGCAUAACAUUAAAUGUGUAUAUGGGAAUAGCAGGACUAAUUUUCUGUGGAGGAAAGUUUCCUGAUAGGUUUGAUGAUGACAGUGUCUGAAAUAAUUGAAAAGAGAAUGCCUUUUUCCUCAUUUUUUUCUCCCCUGCAUCAUUUGCUAUAUUGCACUUGCUGGUUUCUUUUUAUUUAGCAUAGAGGUCUCUUGCUGAUAGAGACAAGACACUCCGAAUUAGCAAUCUACCUCCAAGGGUUGCGCCAACAUACAUUUUUCUUCACAACAGCGUGGAGAUGGUGUGCAAUUGCCUUCUGGGGUUUUGUUAGAGAGACUUGAAAUUUUUAAAUGUUCUCCCAUCCAAAUACUAACCAGGCCCAACUUUGCUUGGCUUAAGAACCCACAGUGUAACAACUAGGUGCUACAGUACACAAUGCAAAAAUAAAUAUUAUGAACAUAUUAAAGCAAAGCAUACGUAGCCUUCAGUGAAAGACACAUGCCAGAUACUCUGGGGCUUUGUGGUUUGAAUGAUAUGGGUAGAAACAGUCAUUUGUACAUACUGAGUUUUUGGGAGCCACAAUCCAUGCUUAAAUUGUUCAGAUUGCACGCUUCUAUUAUUUCAAAAAACUACAAACUGAAACAUCUGCAGAUCUUUA